GUUUAUUAGUAUUGGUUUAGUCGCUAAAAAUUAUACUUUUUUUAACAAUAAAAUACGAAAUGUUAUUUCUAAGGGUUAUUUUAAAUGUUUUACUUCUAUGGAUUUAUCCAGCUAAAUCCACAAAUAUUGAUAAGACUGCGUCAAGAGACGCAAGAUUAUUGAACGAUGGCAACACAAUGCCUUUGGUUACCUUCGGGACUUUAGUUCCGGUCGAAGAUUUAGAUAAAUUACCAGAAGCGGUCUGUUCGGCUUUUGAAAGUGGAUACAGGAAUCUAGAUACGUAUUAUAAUGAAUAUUUCGUGGCAGAUUCUAUUAAGAAUGCUAUAAGCUGUGGAAUGGUGACACGGAAGGAAUUAUUUAUAUCUGCUAAGAAGUCACUAGACAUAUGUACACGCAGUGGAGUGGUAUCCGAUCUCAAGAUGACAUUGAAGAUAUUGCAGCUAGACUAUGUCGACUUAUUUCUCAUUAAUACACCUAUUAAUCCGUCGGGAAAAAAGAACUGUAAUGUCAUGGAUAUUUGGAAUGGCAUGGAAGACGCGAAAAAGCAAGGGUUGACAAAGUCCAUCGGCGUUGUCAACUUCAAAAAAGAGGACUUGGAUAAGAUCUUGCCGUAUUGUACAACCAAACCUGCUGUCAAUCAACUUGAGGUGAACCCUACAAAUACAAAUAUAGAGUUAGUGGAAUAUUGCCAGAAACAGGGCAUUAUGGUGAUGGCCUACAGACCUUUCGGCUUCACAGUACCAAGGCCAGGGGUAACAAACCCACCGCCACCUUGUCUGGAUGAUCCAGUGCUGGUGAAGAUAGCUGAAAAAUACAAUGUCACCGCCAGUCAAGUUAUCGUCCGUUAUCCGAUCGAUCGCGGUGUUGUACCAAUGUCCAGGUCUACCAAUAUGACGAAUAUUGAACAGAACGAUGAAAUUAACAGUUUCUGCCUCACUGAUGAAGAUGUGGCGAAAAUCAACGAGUUCAACGUUAACAGGCCAGUCUACCCUGUUAAAAGUUUUACCUUUGGCCCAGAUAGUAAAAAGGGCACCAAAAAGGAGCAAGCAAAACGCCGGUAUGAGAAAUUUUAUCCACUGGCGUAAGUGAAUUCAUUGGUCUAGCGCGUUCCAUAGAAAUAGCUCUUACGGUCUUUCUGUACCGGGGGCAAUAUAUUUAUCAUUAGAUUAACCAGGAGUCCCCAAAUAAAAGAAAACUAUAAAGAGUAGAUUCGAUUACAUUAAUAUAAAAAAAAAUAAGAUCUUUGU
Pararge aegeria (speckled wood butterfly) is the source of this 1247-nucleotide messenger RNA. RefSeq names its product aldo-keto reductase AKR2E4-like. Gene Ontology annotation, molecular function: oxidoreductase activity. Lineage: Eukaryota; Metazoa; Arthropoda; Insecta; Lepidoptera; Nymphalidae. The transcript is spliced from 7 exons. The coding region runs from base 60 to 1085 and encodes 341 amino acids. The record is from RefSeq and is a predicted model, not a curated record.